UGACGUCGCGCCAGUGCCGGGGAGCUCAUAAAUACAAUCCACACUCCCAGCUCAACACAGCCCAAUUCAUGAAAAUGGUCACCAGCUACACCGUCUGCACGCCUCAGAGAGCUCUGGAUAACUGAGUCACACCCCCCCAGCGCCCGCGAUAAUCCGCCAUCGAUCCAUCGCGAUGCGACUUUUCCUCAUCCCGAUAUCGACCAGGCGGACUUUGCUCUACUGCCAGAAGACCACUGGAGGGGUGGCGACGCAACUGAGCGUCAUUGAUCGGAUUACAAAUAAAGCCGCUGUUACCUGGGUGCAAUGGGAAGAGGCGGAACAGGGCUGGAAAAAAGCACUGACUACUUACGGCCAUCGCGUGCUUCAAAAAAUUCCCUACGAGGAAUGGGGACUCAAAAGUGUACCACCAUUGAGUGCAAAGAGGGAGGCUCAGGAGCUGAAGUCGCACAGUCCGGUUGAACUGCUUUACCCCGGAAAUGUGAUCCACCAGAGCAGGAUACUUGGGACGCUGAGAAAACUGGCAACCGAAAGGCAGGAUUUACACCGGAGAAGAAUGUGGUGGAGCCUGGGUGUGGCCCCGCUAACAGCGCCUAUUGCCUUGAUUCCAUUAAUACCAAACAUACCCUUUUUCUACCUGGCAUACAGGGGCUGGUCCCACUGGAGAGCCUUGAAUGGUUCCAAGCAUCUUGAGUUUUUACUUGACAACCACCUCGUUAAUCCGACCUCCCUCCCCGGACUCGAGGACCUCUAUUCGCGACACCAAGGACUCCUGCCCAAACUCCCACCGGAUGAAACUCCAGUUGUGGAUGAGAAAAGUGGAUCAAACCAACAGCCCCAGGACGAUCCACCCGACGAGACAAUCCUUCUUGACAUAUCCGAUGGAAAAGAUCUUGCUAAAAUGCUACAAGCUCCAGAGCUUCAUGCAGAAGUCGAGCGAGCUGUCACACAAGUGAGGCAUUUGCUCAAUCUGAAGAAGCAGCCCAAAUGAUAGGAAGAAAAUCCGACGGUUGCCUCUCCUGGAGUGACGCCGUUUGCCAUGUCAAAGAAUAUACC
Coccidioides immitis RS is the source of this 1053-nucleotide messenger RNA. RefSeq lists its product as uncharacterized. Gene Ontology annotation, biological process: potassium ion transport; proton transmembrane transport. Gene Ontology annotation, cellular component: mitochondrial inner membrane. The transcript has 3 exons. Bases 173 to 988 code for a protein of 271 amino acids. NCBI's taxonomy places the organism in Eukaryota, Fungi, Ascomycota, Eurotiomycetes, Onygenales, Onygenaceae. The record is from RefSeq and is a predicted model, not a curated record.